This is a messenger RNA of Racocetra persica, 124 nucleotides long. Lineage: Eukaryota; Fungi; Glomeromycota; Glomeromycetes; Diversisporales; Gigasporaceae. The record is from the annotation of a GenBank genome assembly.
AGGUAGAGGACAGAUGGACAUAAUUUCAAGAAGAAAACUCAAAUGGCAAAGAAAACGUCCUUGUAGCUCAGUUAGCAAGCAGAACCAAUAUCUUGAAAAGAAGACGGUCGAAUCUUUUAGUUAA